Messenger RNA from Achroia grisella, 1554 nucleotides. Its product is annotated as mpv17-like protein. Bases 231 to 785 code for a protein of 184 amino acids. The record is from RefSeq and is a predicted model, not a curated record. The transcript is spliced from 5 exons. NCBI's taxonomy places the organism in Eukaryota, Metazoa, Arthropoda, Insecta, Lepidoptera, Pyralidae. Gene Ontology annotation, cellular component: membrane; cytoplasm.
CGUCAGUUCAGUACGCCGUGCCUGAUAACUGAUAAGUGUCGUGUUUUGUGUAACGAAAAAUCUAAAAAUAAUUUUUUAAAUUAUUAACCAACUCUCCUUUACGCUCUGCCGGUGUUGUGAACGUACGUUUGUUUGUUCUACAUUUUAUUGCAAGUUGCAGAAUUAAAAGUACUUAUUUCCUAAAAAAACAAUUCGUGUUAGGUACCUAACAGUAAAUCUUUCCGGGAGUGAUGGCAUCACGUCUAGCGAGCUUGUGGCGAGAGUCACUGCGCCGACGGCCUGUGAUCACCAAUACUCUGGUUUACGCCACAUUCUACACGGCCGCUGAACUGUCCCAACAGACAUACGACAAGAUUUAUUCACCCAAAAAAACCGAGAUGGAUUUUGCAGCAGCAGGUCGACUUGUAACAGUCGGAAGUGGCCUUUAUGCACCUACAUUAUAUUACUGGUACAGAUUUUUGGACAAUAAGUUCACGGGUACUGCAGUAAAAACUGUUCUAACGAAAGUAGCUACUGACCAAAUAUUUAUGAUGCCGAUAUUAUUAGCAGCUUUUUAUACACUACUCGGAGUGUUCGAACGCAGAGAAGACGUGUUUGAAGAACUACGUCAGAAGUACUGGAAAACCUUUGUGGCCAAUCAAAUCUUCUGGAUACCAGCACAGACUAUAAAUUUUUAUUUCAUGCCACCCCAUUUAAGAGUAGUUUAUGUAGCAUCUACUUCUUUUAUAUGGAUAAAUGUUUUUUGCUUCAUAAAGAGACAAAAACAUGAGAAAACUAGUGUUUAGGAAUAAUAGUGAGCUAAGUAUAGUACCUAUCUAUUUAUAAGCCGAAUAGUGCCUACGCCUACGUCGUGUCGUCGUGAAGAACCGACUAGGUACUCGACUAUAGAUUUGGUAGAUUUAUACGAUUGUUCAAAUCGGAGAACUAAAAUCUGGUAGUUUUUAUUUAUUUAUUUAUUUAAUUUUAUUGACCAAUAAAAUAUGGUUGAAAAACCAAUCAACUUUCAACCAGUUAACCUUCGGGAAGUGCAGACAUACUUGAUGGUGGAUUAAUAUUAAAUAUGCAAAUCACAUAAAUAAAUAGUAUUCAUUGGAUAUAUUCAAUAUAUACAUACAUUUAAUAUAAUGAACAUACAUUCCUUGUUUUGUGACAGAUGAUUAAGAUAGUAUACAACGUAUAAAUAAUUAAUAUAUACUAGCUGUGCCCGCCCCCAAUUUAUAGCCUGUAUGUUAUUCCGAUGUAUAAGCUAUAUUACUGUAGUUUAAUCAAAAUCCGUUCAGUAGUUUUUGCAUGAGUAACAAACAUUCAUCCAUACUUAAAAACCUUGCGUUUAUAAUGUUGAUAAGAUGUAGUUGUUGUUGGAUAAUAAUGUAAUGGAUGUAAGAUAGCAAAAAUAUCAUUAUUGGUUCGUUUUGGGAUCGUCCAUAAAUUACGUAACACCAAAUUUUUAUUUUCGACCCCUCCCACAGUUAUUGACCCAUUUGGUCACUUCAUAUGUGGACUCUCUAAUAUGACGUCAACAAUUUUGAAUUUUUGUUAUAUUAUGUAAAUUAA